Molecule: messenger RNA, 1918 nt
Organism: Stegodyphus dumicola
Lineage: Eukaryota; Metazoa; Arthropoda; Arachnida; Araneae; Eresidae
Molecular function (GO): protein binding
Source: RefSeq, a predicted model, not a curated record
CUUUUUUCUCGUGAAGAUAACCUGUCAACAACGAAGUGGUGAAUACUGGAGUAACUCCAAUGAGUAAGGCAGCAGAUGUCGAUGUUCAAAACGUGACGGAGAGUAUUAAUGUAGAUGAUUCAAAUGUCGAUUCUGAUUUAAAAGAAGAAGUGUUAGAAUCAACUGGAGAUGAAGUGCAAGAAAAAGCUGAAACCGAAAAGGACACUUCUGAUAGCGAAGGCAUACUUAUAUCGGACAGUGGUAUAGAAGCGAAUCAGACAACGCAACCUGAUGAUAGAAAAUGUGAAACUUCAGCUCAUUCUGAACGCCAGUCUUCGGUUGAAGACAAAUCCAAAUGGUCUUAUUCUCAAUGGUCAGAAAAUUACGAAAGUCUCGAAGAUGAAAAACCUAUUGAAGAUCUUGAUGGCGAUCCUAAAAAAAUGAUAUUAUGGGCUGCUGAAAAAAAUGAGUUAGAAACAUUGCGAAGAUUGCUUGAAGAAGAUUCAGAACUUGUGAAUACAAGAGAUAAUGAUGAAUACACACCUCUUCAUAGAGCCUCUUACAGCAACAAUGUUGAAGUUAUAAAGAUUCUAUUAUCUUAUGAUGCAGAUGUCAGUGCAACAACAAUAGAUGGUUGGCAACCACUGCACUGUGCUUGCAAAUGGGAUAGUGUUGAAGCAGUUUCUCUUCUGUUGCAAAAUGGAGCAGAUGUAAACGCUCAAACAAAAGGCCACAUUACUCCAUUGCAUCUUGCUGCAUCCAAUGUUUCAGGUAGACGGACACUCGAACUUUUACUUUGGCAACCUUAUGUUGAUCCAAAUAUCAAGAAUGAUUCAGGUGAUACUGCUUAUGACAUUGCAUGCCGAAAUGGCCCCCUUGGUGCCUUAUUUGAAAUAUUAGAGGAGUCAGUUAAUGUUUAUUAGCAUGUAUAAUAACUGUUACAAAUUAGUUUUGUGCCAUCAUUUAACCCAAAGAUAUAUUAAGUUAAUUUUACUUUUUGAUCUAGUUUUGUUAAAGGACAUCAAUGUGCAUAAUACCAUUUGGUUUUUCUCUUUCUAUUCUUAAAUUAGACAGAAAUUAGUAUGAAAGCAAAAUUUUGCUUUUAUUUGACAGAUGGAAUUCUCAAAAGACUGCUUAAAGUGUGAACAUAUAUAAGGGGGGGAGCAGAAAAUUGGCUCCAGUAUAGGAAUCUCUAAAUAAACAUUUGAGCUAUUUUUUCCCAUUUUAACAUUUUUAAUUUAAUAAACUUACACUAAUAAUUAUGCAUACUUAAAUAAAGUAACUCCAUCAUAAAGAAAAAAGUAGCAUGUCUCUAAUUAAUGAACACAGAUGUGCAAAAAAGUAACUAAUAUAUGGGGGCUUAUUGUUUAGAUACUUUUAUUGCCAUUUUCCUGGUAAAAGAUGUAUUUUAGUUGCCUACUAGAAUUAAAGUACUUUAGCAGCCCUGUUAAUACUUAAAAUACUCUUUAUGGCAUAGUGAUUAUGACAGUGUAGUUUAUAUUAGAAGGAUUUUAAUACCCAAAAUGUAUAUUCAUAAUUUUAAAAAUAACCAAUUGGAUGUCCAUGGGCAGGGAUAGAAGAGCUUGGAAUUCGAUUCUGAGAAGGCAUCCUGGGCUGUCUGGCCAUUGAAGAAGAAGAUGUAUAUUCAUAUUUGAGGUUUUCAAUACACAAAAUUUGUAGUUCAGAGUUGAAACUAACUAAAAAAAUAAGUAUGAUUAGAAAUGCAGUAUGCUGUUAUAAAUAUAAGUUAUAGAAUUUUCCCCCCUGAAUAUCGUUUUAGAAUAUAAUGGUGAUGAACAUUUAUAGAUUUAUAGAAAAAUGCUAUUUAAAUUGAGUUAGAUCAAAAUAAAUUAUGUGAAAAGAAAAAAAAAGUUCCUUAAGUAGUGUUACAUCAAAACUAAAUAAUAAAAUUAUGCAUAAAAAAUAAAUGUAACAAGGU